Symbiodinium necroappetens is the source of this 4869-nucleotide messenger RNA. The record is from the annotation of a GenBank genome assembly. NCBI's taxonomy places the organism in Eukaryota, Dinophyceae, Suessiales, Symbiodiniaceae.
AUGAAUGCAGAUGGACGACUGACUUUGGUGGCCGUGGAUGGUGAGGAUAAGGUGAUGGCGUUCAUUGAUCUUGAAUCCGAUGGUCAUAUUGACAUGUUGUAUGCCUUACCGGCUGUAGCUGGUACUGGAAUCGCGGUGAGUCUCUAUGAGCAGAUGGAAGCACAUGCCCGGCAGCAGCAGUUGACGCUGCUUUUUACAGAGGCAAGCGAAGCCGCGCGCAGAUUCUUUCUGCGCCGUGGUUUUGUCGAGAAACAUCGGCGUGAUUUAGAAGUGGGCGGGGUGGCUAUCCAUAACUAUGCCAUGGAAAAAGCGUCCCUCGCGUCGACUGAAAUUGAAGACAAGGUCAUGGCUCAAGCCGAGGCGAGUGUCGCCCUGGCGGACAAAAUCUGGAACCUUGCUGAGCUGGGUUAUCAGGAGCAGAACAGCAGCCAGGCGCUGCAGGGCUACCUGAAGAAAGCGGGAUUCGCCCUAGAUGCUGGCGUUGCUGACAUACCCACCGCAUUUGUUGCCAGCUUUGGUAGCGGCGGGCCAACCAUUGGUAUUCUGGCGGAAUUUGAUGCCCUGCCUGGUCUUAGUCAGGCUGCGCAGCCGUCAAGAUCACCGCUUCAAGAAGGCGGGGCGGGUCAUGCCUGUGGACAUCACCUCUUUGGUGCCGCGUCAGCCAGCGCGGGUGUCGCCAUUGCGCAAUGGCUGGAAGCCGAUGGACAGCCCGGCACGAUAAAAGUGUUUGGUACGCCAGCCGAAGAAGGUGGGUCGGGUAAAGUUUAUCUGGCGCGAGCAGGCCUGUUUGAUGAUGUGGAUAUUAUGCUGCAUUGGCAUCCGGGUAGCGCCAACUCUGCCGCACCGUAUUCAACCACGUCGAAUAAAAGUGGCCGUUUUACUUUCAGCGGCCGCGCAGCGCACGCGGCUUCCGCGCCAGAUAAAGGUCGUUCAGCCCUGGACGGUGUUGAGGCCAUGAAUUACAUGGUCAAUAUGAUGCGAGAGCAUAUUCCGCAAACUUCCCGUAUCCACUACGUCAUCACCGAUGGUGGCGAUGCACCCAAUAUUGUUCCGGAAAGGGCGCAGGUUUAUUACUACGUUCGUCACCCUGACCCUGUCAAAGUGGUUGAGUUGUUCAAUCGGGUUGUGAAAGCAGCAGACGCUGCCGCAAUGGGCACUGAAACCGAGGUGGAUGUAGAGGUGAUGCACGGCAAUUAUCCGGUGCUGCCAAAUUACACGCUGGCGAAGCUGGUCGAUGACAAUCUCCGUCAGAUGGGUGGCAUCAGCUAUACCCCGGCGGAGCAGAAAUUUGCUGAAGAGAUUUACACUACAUUAAUGAAUCCCACGUUACCGCUGGGUUCUGAAAGUCAGAUACAGGCUUUUCAGUUGCGUCAGAGCAUGGGCUCCACCGACGUCGGUGAUGUGAGCUGGCUGGUGCCAACGGUUGGUUUCAAUACGGCAACCUGGGUGCCGGGUACACCCGCGCACAGCUGGCAGGCGGUAGCAGCCGGUGGUAUGAGCAUCGGGCACAAAGGUAUGUUGCUGGCGUCACGGCUGCUGGCUAAGACCGCUGUGGACCUCAUGCAGGAUCCGCAAACCAUAGCCGCCGCUCGUGCUGAGCGAACUGCAAUGAACGUGGGUAUUCUGCACCCGGGUGAUAUGGGUGUAACCGUAGGCUUGUGUCUGCAGCGCAACGGGCAUGGGGUUGCCUGGCUGAAUGUUGACCGUAGCGAGGCAACCCGCGCGCGCGCCGCCGAGUUCACGGCGUUUGAUAGUUUGACGACACUGUGUGAGUACGCUGAUGUGCUGAUAUCGGUGUGUCCGCCUGAUGCGGCGUAUGCCGUUGCUCAGAGCGUGCAUCGGGAAAAUUUCACGGGUAUUUUUGUUGAUGCCAACGCCAUAGCACCGUCCACUGCGGAAAAGAUUGCUGACCUUUUUGCAGGCCGGUUUGUUGACGGUGGCAUCAUUGGCCCACCGGCUCGUCAGCCAGGAUCGACACGUUUAUAUCUCUGCGGUGAACUGGCGUCGUCUGUAGCUGCCAUGUUCGACGGAUCUGAUCUGCAGGCGAUUGUCAUGCAGGGAAAUAGCAGCGCGGCGUCUGCGCUAAAAAUGGCUUAUGCGGCUGGAGUAACGGAGACGUUGCAGCAGGAAUGGCAGCUGUCACAACCCGGCGAAAUGCGUGAGAUUGCGAAGACCUUUGAGGUAGUGCAGGUUCUUCUACAGAUAUCGGCUGAGACUGCCGCAGACAUCCACCAGUGGCUUGAACAGGACAGCAAUACCGCUGAUCUUGAGCGUCUCAAGCGUGAUCGAUCAAUUGGUCAGCAACAACCUGAUGCUGAUCCUGUGCGUAGAGUUCUGCUGUGGUGGCAGGCAAUUGAGCGACCUGCAAAUUCGGGUCUUGGUCAGCGUGUGAUGCAGGUUCGCCGCAAUCUGUCCUGGCUGCUGCUGGGUAUCGGGUUGUUGGUUGGCGUGGGGGUGAGCAGCCUGGCGCUGACCUUCGAAGGUGAGUACCCCAUCAAUCUGCUGGCGCUUCUGGGUGUGCUGCUGCUGCUUCCGUUGCUGCUUCUGUUACUCACGCUGAUGUUCUGUUUCCUGCAGGCUUUUGGCCUGAAUGCCAUAGCCUUGUUACCCCAUUGGAUGAGUCCCGGCCGCUGGACGCUGGAUCUGUUUGAACGUUAUAUCGGUCUGCAAUUCAGUGGCAACUAUGGACAAGGUGAUGCCCGCAGCAGGCUCGGCUUCUGGCAGGUUGUGGUCUUUUCGCAGUGGUUCGGGGUCGGCUUCUAUGUCGGUUCGGUGUUGGCGUUAGCAGUGCUUGUCUCUGUCAGCGACCUGGCAUUUGGCUGGAGCACAACUCUGGCGGUAGAGCCCACCUCUAUAUACAGCCUGUUUAACGCGGUGGCGUUUCCCUGGGCCAGCUUCUGGCCUGCUGCUGCGCCGGAUGCUGAGCUGGUUGAAGCCUCACGGAUAUUUCGAUUGGCUGCCCCCAGCGGCGUUGAACAGGUUGCCCGCCUUGGUAUCUGGUGGAAAUAUGUGUUUAUGAGCUUGUUGGUAUGGGGAUUAAUGCCUCGCUUAUUGCUUUUACUGCUUGGGAGCUGGCGGUUUCAUCGAGCAACCCGUACUUAUCUGCUGGAACAUUCGGAAGUGACUGCGUUAAUCGAUCGAUUGGUCUCACCGCUGAUUGAUUUAGGUGAACAUCAGGAGCAGGCAGAUCGCUCUGAGUUGUUUCCCGAAGUAGAUGUGCGGGAGUUCAAAAGGCCAGAGGGGAGUCCGGUUUCUCUGGAUUUUGAUGAUGCCUACAUUCUCGUCUGGAACGGUGCAGUGUCAGAAUCUGCGCUUCGCUCUGAAGGUGUUGGUUGGUUAUCCGCCUUAUCCACAAUCGAAGCUAUGGAUAACAUCCUUAAACAGGUGCCCGGGCCUUACGAGAAAGUGGUUGUGCUGACAAAAAGCUGGGAACCACCAUUAUUGGAGUUCCUCGACUUUCUGGCAGCUCUGCGCAAACAGGUGAACAAAACCUGCUCGAUAGCGGUGGUUCCCGUAGGUCUUGAAGCUGCCCCAGCCAGCGCAGAGGACAUCGCCGUGUGGGCUCGAACCGUAGCCGGUCUGAACGACGCCCGCACUUACGUCAUGAGUUACGUUGUCGGCCACCCCAAUAAAGGCAAGAGUUCAAUUGUUGCCACAUUGGCGGAAAAUGAAGAUAUCGCCAUCAGCUCCCGCCCGGGCACAACAAGUAAGUCGACACGAUUUGACUUCAGUGUUGAUGGUAAUGUGCUGUAUACGCUUGUCGACACGCCUGGUUUUCAGCGAGCAACCGGCGUGCUGCAAUGGCUUGAGGCGCAUGUGGAAGACGCCAGCAAUCGGGUGGAUGUGGUGCGGGCGUUUGUAAAUCAACACCAGGACGAUGAUAGAUUUCAGGACGAAUGUGAGCUUCUGCGACCGAUUCUGGACGGUGCGGGGAUCUUAUAUGUUGUUGAUGGCUCGAAACCUUACGGGCCCGAGUAUGAAAUUGAAAUGCAGAUUCUGCAGUGGACGGGCCAGCCCCGUAUGGCCUUGAUAAACCUGAUAGGGGCAGGUGACUAUCAGGAUCAGUGGCGUCGAGCGUUAGAUCAGUAUUUUUCUAUUGUGCGUGUGUUUAAUGCCAUGUUUGCGGACUUCGAUACGCGGACCAAUUUAUUACGUGCAUUUGCGGAGCUCAAUGAAGACUGGCGCGGUGACAUGGAAGCCGCUAUUGCUGCGCUGCAAUCCGAACGUAGCCGCCGUCUGCACCGCAGCGCGAUAGAAGUUGCAGAUGCGUUGAUAGAUUGCCUCAGUUAUACCGGCCAGCAGUUUGUCGAGGAGGGUGGCGCUACCGAUGGUGUCGCGCAGUCACUGCGUAACGCGCUGUUACAACGCAUCCGCGAACGCGAGCAACGGGCGCGCCAGCAGGUGCAAAGUAUUUACCGUCAUGAUCGCAUGCGCGCUGAUGAAACCGAUCUGGUGCUGUUGGAUAUAGAUCUGUUCAGUGAAGAAGGCUGGGCUUUGUUCGGCUUGUCGAGAACGCAAUUGCUGAUCACCGGUGCCAUGACCGGUGCCGUGGCUGGCUUUGGUAUAGAUGCGCUGCUUGGUGGCGCUUCCCUGCUGUUGGGUACCGCUGUGGGUGCUGCUGUGGGCAGCCUUGGCAGUUGGUUUGCUUCGGAUGAAAUUGCGAAAAUCAAAGUGCUCGGGCAGCAGUUGGGCGGCAAGCUUGUGCAGGUGGGUCCGAUAAAGGCGGCAAAUUUUCCCUGGGUAUUUUUGGGACGUGCAUGGCUGCAUCAUGAUCUGGUUCGUGAGCGUAAUCAUGCGCUGCGCAGUGUCAUGUCUGCGCAGAUGCAGGACCAGGAAAACGUUAGCCCAGGCGAUGGGCUCGAUUCGUAA